This is a messenger RNA of Lodderomyces parapsilosis, 1500 nucleotides long. It is a transcript of the gene TAF60, whose product is annotated as Taf60p. The transcript has a single exon. Gene Ontology annotation, biological process: RNA polymerase II preinitiation complex assembly; transcription initiation at RNA polymerase II promoter. The record is from RefSeq and is a predicted model, not a curated record. Gene Ontology annotation, molecular function: RNA polymerase II general transcription initiation factor activity; transcription coactivator activity; protein heterodimerization activity. Lineage: Eukaryota; Fungi; Ascomycota; Pichiomycetes; Serinales; Debaryomycetaceae. Bases 1 to 1500 code for a protein of 499 amino acids. Gene Ontology annotation, cellular component: SLIK (SAGA-like) complex; transcription factor TFIID complex; SAGA complex.
AUGGACGCAAGAGUCCCGCUAUCACACUCGUUAUGGUCACCAUAUGAUACAGUCAAAGAUUCAGCAGACUCUUUAGGGAUCAAUCUCCCUGAUGAAGCCGCCAAAAACCUAGCAAUGGAUGUCGAAUAUCGUAUCCAUGAGAUCUUAGAAUUGGCAAUCAAAUUCAUGCGCCAUUCCAAAAGAAAACUAUUGAUGACUAGUGAUAUUGACUAUGCUUUGAAAAUCCUCAAUGUUGAGCCUUUAUACGGUUACGAUAAUUCACAACCAAUAAAUUUCAAAGAAACAAUGGUUGGAGCUGGUGGUCAAACAUUGUAUUAUCUCGAUGAUCAAGAAAUUGAAUUUGAGAAAUUGAUUAAUCAAGAGUUACCAAAAGUGCCACGAAGAUGUAAUUUCACUGCUCACUGGUUGGCUAUUGAAGGGGUUCAGCCUAUGGUUCCUCAAAAUCCAUUGCCUUCAGAUAUAAAGAAUUUACCACCAGCGAUACGAGGUGCCACUUCAUCGUAUUUGGGUAAUGACAUCUUGACAUUGGGAAGUAACUCUGCCUCGGGAGUUGAUGGACAGGAUGGUACUGAAGAUGGAUCAAAGAAUAAGAACCCAACUGAUAAAGAAUUUGACACUAAACCAUUAGUCAAGCAUGUUCUUUCCAAGGAAUUGAAAUUGUACUUUGAUAAAGUUGUUGAAGUUUUAAUUUCAACUGAUCCCGAAAAGGAAAGUUUGAAAAAUGCCGCUUUAACAUCAUUGAAAUCUGAUCCUGGUUUACAUCAAUUGGUUCCCUACUUUAUUCAAUUUGUAGCUGAACAAAUCACCAAUGAGUUACGAAACAUUGAAAUUUUAUCAACCAUGUUGGAAGUGAUUUCGGCAUUGGCUGAUAACAAGACGAUUUUCCUUGAUCCCUAUGUCCAUGCAUUAAUGCCAUGUAUCUUGACUUUAUUAUUGGCAAAACGUAUUGGACCCAUAAUUAAUAAAUCAGCUGAGAAUUAUCAAGAAGCAUUGAGAGAUCAAUUGACUAUACGUGAAUUUGCUGCUAUAUUACUCGAACAUAUAAUCAAAGUGCAUGGCUCUUCAUAUUCAACAUUACGACCAAGAGUAACGCGUACUUUAUUACGAGCGCUACUUGAUUCAACUAAACCGGUGGGGACUCAAUACGGUGCAUUGUUGGGGUUGAGAAAUUUCGGUAAUGAAGUAUUGAAAUUGGUUCUUGUUGGUAAUUUGAAAAUUUGGUAUAAAUCAGUAGUUGAGCAAAAUCAAUCACAAUUUGAACGCGAUAUUUUGAUAAAUACCGUGCUUGAUAUACUACGGAAACUCAGUGUGAAGGUUGAAUCUAGUGCAAAUGGAGAUAACAUGGAUGUGGAUGAUGUUGAUGUUGACUCUGGUUUAUCUGAUGAAAUCAAGGACAAGUUGAAACAAAGGAUUGGCGAGCCAUUGGCUGAAUUGGUGCUAAAACAGCAAGAUGCUAAAGAUAUAACAAGAGGUAUAUUCUUUGGCGAAGUCGCAGUAUAA